AUGGAUCUACUGGUCUCUUUGCGUUUCAGAAUGGAUAAAUCCUGGAUGAGUACUGAUAGAACGAAGAAACGUUAUAGAGAAGGAGUUGCGGCGUUUCUGCGGUAUGCUGUCAACCAUCUCAAGGAGGAGGACGUAGAAGAUCAUUUAUUCGUAAAUGGAAUCGAUCAAACGUAUACUAUUUGGAAUAAGCAUGGGGAAAAGGAUGAGGCAAUAACUAGUAGUAAGCCAGUUAACGUCAACAAUGGUAUGCACGCUGAAUUUGAAAUGGGAACUCCCACUGAUGCUCCAGACGAAGAUUUUGGAAUGGGAACUCCCACUGAUGCUCCAGACACUAUAGAUAUGAUGCAGGCUGCAGAAGAGUUCGCAGAUGACCCUAUAAAGUUUAAAAAGUUACUUGAAAAUGCUGAAAAGCCCUUAUACGAAGGAUGUCCCAACUUCACAAAGUUGUCUGCAAUUGUGCAGUUGUUUAAGUUGAAGAGUAAGCACGGUGCAUCAGACAUGUUUUUUAAUGAAUUGUUACCCUUGUUAAAGGACAUGCUUCCCAAAGAAGGUAAUUUAAUGGCGAGGAGUACAUAUCAGGCAAAAAAAAUAUUGAAAUCAAUGGGUUCAGGGUACACAAAGAUACAUGCAUGUAUCAACAACUGCAUUCUUUAUUGGAAUGAGUACAAGGAUGAAAAAGUGUGUCCUACUUGUAAAGCACCCAGAUGGAAAGUUGACAGGGAUGGUAAAGUUUACGAGAAUGUUCCAGCAAAGGUAUUGUGGUACUUCGACAUCAUCCCAAGAUUUCAGCGGCUGUUUCAAUCGAAGCACACAGCAAAAGAUUUGAUAUGGCACGAUACCACUAGAAACAAAGACGGUGUUUUACGUCAUCCGGCAGACUCACAUGCUUGGAGAGAGAUAGAUAACAAUUUCCCAGAAAUUAAAGGUGAUCCAAGAAAUCUGCGGUUAGCUGUUUCGGCUGAUGGAGUUGAUGUAAACACAGGCACCAAACAUCACAGUGGAAAGAGAACAUGGGAUGCAUAUGCCCAAGAAAUGUUUACUCUACGUGCAGUUGUUUUGUGGACGAUAAACGAUUAUCCUGCUCUUGGUACACUAUGUGGUUGUCGCUACGCUGGAUAUCAUGGUUGUGUGGUUGUCGUAAAAAAACGCACAGUAUUAGGCUUCAUGACUCAAACAAGAAUGUUUAUGUUGGUUAUAGAAGAUUUUUACCCUAUGAGCAUCCGUUCAGAAGGCAGAAGGGGGCAUUUGGCGGAAAACAAGAGUGGGAGACUGCUCCAGAACCAAUGA
Messenger RNA from Papaver somniferum (opium poppy), 1287 nucleotides. RefSeq lists its product as uncharacterized. Bases 1 to 1287 code for a protein of 428 amino acids. The record is from RefSeq and is a predicted model, not a curated record. NCBI's taxonomy places the organism in Eukaryota, Viridiplantae, Streptophyta, Magnoliopsida, Ranunculales, Papaveraceae. The transcript is spliced from 3 exons.